This is a messenger RNA of Mangifera indica (mango), 705 nucleotides long. RefSeq lists its product as uncharacterized. The coding region runs from base 83 to 463 and encodes 126 amino acids. The record is from RefSeq and is a predicted model, not a curated record. The transcript has 5 exons. NCBI's taxonomy places the organism in Eukaryota, Viridiplantae, Streptophyta, Magnoliopsida, Sapindales, Anacardiaceae.
ACUUUAAUCUCAACCACUUGAUUUACUAUUUGUAUCUUCGUAUCCUCCCACGACAUGUCCUCCGUCGAAACUGAGAUCGACUAUGACUUACAAGGGCAAGGCUUGUUUAAAUUGCGUAUUCAUCAUCUUCCUUCUCCUGGCAUUUACUCUUCUUUAUUAUUCGCCAGUCGAAGCCAAAUCUCGUCGCCCAAUAACUGACGUUGAGAUCAGACAGAAGAAGCUCGAAUGCUAUGCUAAUAUAGAGAGUGGAUUGUGGGGGCAAAAAUGUAAAUCUUCUAUGGUUGCAAAGGAGAAUUGCGCCUUGCGAUGCCUUUCCCCUUCUUGUUAUGAGCUCAUUUAUGAGAGUGAUCCUCUUGAAGAAGGAGAAAAGGAUUUUGUUAGGGGCCAAGAAUACAAAUAUUGUAUGCAUAAGGUGUCACUGGAAGAAAGUCUUGAAGGCAUUAGGGGUUCGUUCGACUACUAAAAUGCGUGAGAGCUGGCAUGAGAACAUUGUACUGAAUGGGUUUGUGGCUUAAUUUGUGUCUGCACCAUCACUCCCCCCAUCUCAAGAUGUGGGAAGCAACCAUGUUUUCAAAUAGUGGGUUGAGUAACUUGAGUUUGUAGAACAACGACAUCUCUAUCUAUUGUGUACAGGACGGGACAGGACCGUAUUUUAAUUUUCAAAAGCUUUUUGGUAUUAAUUCAUCAAAAAGGUUUUAAUUGCCA